UAAGACGUAAUGUCGUCAUGGUAACAAUCAGAAGAAAACCGCAGAGCGUGUUUCUACGCUCAGAGUUUUGACAUUAAACCUUCCAUUUAAGUGUUUGACCGGAAUUUUGCUUUUAACAUCGGUGCCGUCUAUUUAACACAAAAAGAUGAGCUGCAGUGCAGAUCACUCAGAGUCUGUGGACUGCACCGUCAAACCUCCGGUUUUUCUGCAGAUCGGAGAUGCCAAAGGAGACUCAGCUCGCUCUGGUGUCUGCGUGGUGGAUGUCACUCUUCCACAUGGAAAACCUAUCAAUAUUGAGAAAAUCACCUUUAAGAACUACUACACCGCUUAUGUGACUAUACGUUUGUUGAGGAGAAAGGCUGAGAAUGAGGGCUCCGCCAAGUGGUGCACUGCCCUGAGUGACCUGGCCUUGAUGGACAACCCCCACACCGAAGGCGGCUCCCAAAACUAUUUCUCCAUUCAUCGGAGGCAGAUGCAGGUGGAGCCGGACCACGUGGAGUCCCUCAGGCUGAUCCUGAGACAACCGUCCUCCGCCUGGCGGCUCUUCAACCUGGAGGAGAUCAGGCUGUUUCCUCACAAGGAGCCAGCUCCAGUAAAGGAGGUUUCUGAUUGGCUGUCUAAUCUGAUCGUGGUCAAGCAGCCUCCUGAUUUAGAGGGUCUUCCAGACCCCCAGACUGUUUCUUCCAGUAUUCAGCAGAUGUGGGCACUGACUGAAGUAAUGCAGGCAAACCGCACCACCGCCUCCAUCGGACGCUUUGAUGUUGAUGGAUGCUAUGACAUUAACCUGCUCUCUCUAACGUAACCACACCAUUCUGAAGGCUUAUCUUUUCUGGGAAGCUGCUAAAGUUUACAAGUGGGGAAAAGCAAAGUCUGCAGGUCCAGCAAGACAUCCACCGCCGAGAAACGAACUGCUGCUUCAUCCUGCUCCCUUCCCAUCAUCUUAACCAAAAAGCGCAUGUUUCUAAACACUUUUCUGCACAAGUCUACUGUUUAGGAAUAACAUUUAGCAUUAAAAUAUAAAAAUUAUUUGUUCUAUUUCCAAUUAACUUUGAAUUUCUUUAUUGUGAAAAAAGCAUAUGAUUGAGCUUAAAAAUUUUUAUUAUAAGGAUUUUUAAAUUAAAAAAAAAUAUAUAA
Messenger RNA from Oryzias latipes (Japanese medaka), 1134 nucleotides. RefSeq names its product nicolin 1 (gene nicn1). Gene Ontology annotation, cellular component: nucleoplasm. The record is from RefSeq and is a predicted model, not a curated record. Lineage: Eukaryota; Metazoa; Chordata; Actinopteri; Beloniformes; Adrianichthyidae.